Molecule: messenger RNA, 1080 nt
Organism: Adineta steineri
Lineage: Eukaryota; Metazoa; Rotifera; Eurotatoria; Adinetida; Adinetidae
Source: the annotation of a GenBank genome assembly
AUGAACGUGAAAGAGAAUAUCAAUGACUAUUAUUGGUCUUCAUUACAUAUCAUAAAAGCUAAAGCAUCAUUUGCUCAAGAACGUAUUUUCUUAGAUGAGCAAAUUCGAUUUUCGUCAACAAAUAAUAAUACUAACAACAUGUAUGUUAUUCCAUUAAUUUAUCGAAUAUCAUCUAUGAAUGAUCAAAUAUCUAUUUCGCGAUUACAACAUGCAAUUCAAUCUAUUAUAAGAAAACAUCAAAUUCUUCGAACAGCACUCCAUCUUGAUACAAAUGGUACUAUUAUUCAACACUAUUUAGAUGCAAAUGCUAUUAUCAAUGAUAAGAAAUCAUCUAGAUUUUCGAUAAUUAAUCUUCCUGAUGAAGAACAUGAACAGAAUGAAAUUGUAAAGAAGAUUUUAAAUCAAUCAGAUUUGUUUGAUUUAUCAAAAGGACAUGUUAUUAAUUGUCAUAUUCUUCGUCGCGCUCAAUCAAAUCAUACAUUCACUCAGAAUAAUAAUGAUCUAUUGACUAAAGAUGAUCUGAUAUUAUUUACCAUUCAUCAUGCUUGCUUUGAUGGAGCAUCGACAUCAAUUUUUCUUCGUGAUCUAUCUCUUGCUUAUCAAUCUAAUGACUUAUUGUCUAUAGAUGACAAUUCAGUACAAUAUAUUGACUAUUGUGUUCAUGAACACAUAAUGAACAUGACAUCGUCUCAAGAAUUUUGGCAAUUAGAACUCAAAGGAUAUACUCUCACGCGCCAAUUAUCAUUACCUGUUGAUCGACAACGUUCGUCAACCAAUCAACGAUCAGGUUUAGCUUCUUCAGCUCAAAUUAUUUUUGAUGAUGAAAUAUGUGCAUCAUUUCGCAACUAUGCAUCAUCACAUCAUCUCACACUCUUUCAACUUGGAUUAUCCAUAUUUUAUGUUUUCCUAUUCAAAUUAACUCAUGGUCAGACUGAUUUAUGUAUUUCUUCUAUCAAUGCUAAUCGAUAUCGAAGUGAACUAGUGAAUAUGAUAGGAAUGUUUGUUUCAACAUUACCAUAUCGUGUUGAACUUGAUCCACAUUGGUCAUUUGAUGAAAUAGUUAAAUACGUACAUGAAAAA